Molecule: messenger RNA, 2337 nt
Organism: Archocentrus centrarchus (flier cichlid)
Lineage: Eukaryota; Metazoa; Chordata; Actinopteri; Cichliformes; Cichlidae
Gene: slc5a5
Product: solute carrier family 5 member 5
Exons: 15
Coding region: 1-1791 (596 amino acids)
Biological process (GO): iodide transmembrane transport; sodium ion transport
Cellular component (GO): extracellular exosome; membrane
Molecular function (GO): symporter activity
Source: RefSeq, a predicted model, not a curated record
AUGGAAAACCAGUCUGCUAGUGAGCCAUCCAGACCAGGUUUUGUCCUGGCUGACUAUGUGGUCUUUGCUGCCAUGUUGUUGGUUUCUAUGGCGAUAGGACUUUUCCAGGGCCUGAAGAGGAGGCCAAUGGAUGCCACUGCUGAUGACUUCUUCACUGGGGGCCGAAGCAUGCCAGUGAUUCCUGUCGGGCUGUCGCUGUGUGCCAGUUUUAUGUCAGCAGUCCAGGUUCUUGGUGUUCCUGCUGAAGGUUUUCGCUACGGCUUUAAAUUCGUCUACAUGUGCCUCGGGCAAAGCAUCAACUCCCUCCUGACAGCUUACCUGUUCCUGCCAGUUUUCUUUCGACUGGGUAUCACCAGCACCAAUCAGUACCUGAAGAUGAGAUUUGGCAGAGGGAUGCAGCUGCUGGGGAGCGUCCAGUUUCUCACUGCCACGCUGCUUUACACUGGGAUUGUCAUCUAUGCACCGGCCUUAAUCCUCAAUCAAGCUACUGGACUCAAUUUAUGGACAUCCCUUUUUUCUACUGGGUUCAUCUGCACCUUGUACACCACGCUGGGUGGAAUGAAAGCUGUGAUCUGGACUGAUGUAUUCCAGAUUGUUGUCAUGUUGUCGGGCUUUGUGGCCAUUUACGUCCAGGGCACAAUUCUGGUUGGUGGUCCUGCACAAGUACUGGCGAUCGCAAACAACGGAUCCCGUAUUAAUUUUCACGAUUUUAGCUUUGAUCCACGACGGCGGUACACCUUCUGGAGCCUCUCUGUUGGGGGUGCAUUGGUUUGGCUGUCCAUGUAUGGAGUAAACCAAGCACAAGUCCAGCGAUAUAUCUCCUGCCGAACAGAGAGAGCUGCCCAGUGGGCUCUGUUUGUGAACCAAAUGGGUCUGUGCCUCAUUGUGAGCAGUGCAGCAGCCUGCGGCAUCGUCAUGUUUGCUUUUUACAGCAACUGUGAUCCACUGAAGGCUGGGAAGAUUUCUGCACCUGAUCUGCUUAUGCCGUACUUUGUGUUGGAAAUAUUCGAAAGUCACCCUGGCUUCCCAGGUCUUUUCCUUGCCUGUGCAUACAGCGGGACUUUGAGUACGGCUUCCACAAGUAUCAAUGCCAUGGCCGCAGUGACGAUGGAGGAUCUGCUGCACCCCCAUCUGCUCCACAUGACACAGAAGAAACUGAUGCUGGUUUCCAGAGGACUAUCAUUCCUGUAUGGAGCUGGUUGCAUCACAGUUGCUGCUCUGUCCUCCUUCCUGGACUGGGGAGUUCUUCAGGGAUCAUUUACUGUCAUGGGUGUGGUCAGUGGCCCAUUACUGGGAGUGUUCAUUUUGGGAAUAUUUUUCCCAGCAGCAAACAGGCUGGGGGCGUAUUCAGGGAUAUUAGCUGGCUUCUGUGUCUCUAUGUGGCUAGCGGUAGGUUCAACUCUAUAUCCACCCAGUGAGGAGACCAUGGGUGUCCUGCCCAGCUUAGCAGGUGACUGUAAAUCCAUUAACAUCACCCUGAGCAACAGACCUAUCCAGGACCAACAUUCUGUCUCCAUCCCACUUCGCCCAAAUAACGAGGGGGGCCUGUUGAACUUCUACGCCAUGUCCUACCUCUACUUCGGUGCCAUGGCAACUAGUUCAGUUGUACUUGUCGGUCUGAUAGUGAGCUAUGCAACAGGCCCAACAAAGAGGGAACAUAUUAAAGAGGGUUUGUUGUGGUGGGACCUGAAAAAGAAGAAAGUGGAAGAUCCGGCAAAACACAGAGGAGACAAAGUAUCAGAAGAACCACAGUUUGUGCCUUUGAUGAAGCUGAACAAACCUGAGGCAUGAAGUGAAAGGGGAACUAUGGGUCGACAGGAAUAUUAAAUUACUGCAUAGUUUAUAGCUGUUAGAAUGCUAUUUAUCUCACACAGAGCACAUACCGGUGGCAUAUUUUCUCUACCAGAACUAAUAACUUUUGGGCUUUUCAUUUCCAAAGUUUUGGUCUCUGCAUCUUUUGGUUCUAAGUCUGUUUCACAUUUGUCAUAUUUAGGCCUUUAUUACUGUGCCAGUGAAGUAUAAGCACAGACUACAAUCAAAGACUCUCAGAGGUGAUGAAAGGCUCUUUCAUGGAAACAUUCAUUCUGGUAUGUUCCAUAUCCCUAACAAUGCACACCUGUACUUCAAUCAGCAUUAACUGAUACAUGGGCAGGAACACGGAGUCUGAUCUGUGUGCACAUUACCUGUAAUUCAACCCUUGCUUCCUCAUUCAGCAGUCAAGCGUUUACUGAUAUUAGCCUAAAACUUCCCCCUAAGCUUUAUUGGCUUACAAGUUAUGGCUUUCUAUUUAACUGUGCGCUGCAGAAAAAAAAUAUUUUAAAAAAGCAGCCAAGAUCC